This is a messenger RNA of Peromyscus eremicus (cactus mouse), 2762 nucleotides long. RefSeq names its product G protein-coupled receptor kinase 3 (gene Grk3). Gene Ontology annotation, molecular function: ATP binding; G protein-coupled receptor kinase activity; G protein-coupled receptor binding. Gene Ontology annotation, biological process: G protein-coupled receptor signaling pathway; protein phosphorylation; regulation of signal transduction. Bases 63 to 2129 code for a protein of 688 amino acids. The record is from RefSeq and is a predicted model, not a curated record. Lineage: Eukaryota; Metazoa; Chordata; Mammalia; Rodentia; Cricetidae. The transcript is spliced from 21 exons.
GUCGGGGUCGCGCGUCGGGCGCGCCGUGGCCCCGUCGGGGCGGCGGGAGCUGCGGAGCCGCCAUGGCGGACCUGGAGGCCGUGCUGGCCGACGUCAGCUACCUGAUGGCCAUGGAGAAGAGCAAGGCGGCGCCGGCGGCGCGCGCCAGCAAGAAGGUCGUCCUGCCGGAGCCCAGUAUCCGGAGCGUGAUGCAGAAGUAUCUUGCAGAAAGAAACGAAAUAACCUUUGACAAGAUUUUCAAUCAGAAAAUCGGCUUCCUGCUAUUUAAAGACUUCUGUUUGAACGAGAUCGACGAAGCCGUGCCUCAGGUGAAGUUUUAUGAAGAGAUAAAAGAAUACGAGAAACUGGACAACGAAGAGGAGCGCCUGCGCCGGAGCCGGCAGAUGUACGACGCCUACAUCAUGAGGGAGCUCCUGUCCUGCACACACACAUUCUCCAAGCAAGCUGUGGAACACGUCCAGAGCCAUCUCUCCAAGAAACAGGUGACAGCUACCCUUUUUCAGCCAUACAUCGAAGAAAUCUGUGAGAGCCUCCGAGGGGAUAUUUUCCAAAAGUUUAUGGAAAGUGAUAAAUUCACCAGGUUCUGUCAGUGGAAGAAUGUGGAAUUAAAUAUUCAUCUGACCAUGAACGACUUCAGCGUGCACAGGAUUAUCGGCCGAGGAGGGUUUGGGGAAGUUUACGGCUGCAGGAAAGCAGACACCGGGAAAAUGUACGCCAUGAAAUGCUUAGACAAGAAGAGGGUGAAGAUGAAACAGGGAGAGACGCUGGCCUUGAACGAAAGGAUCAUGCUGUCCCUCGUCAGCACUGGGGACUGUCCCUUCAUUGUCUGCAUGACCUACGCCUUCCACACGCCGGACAAACUGUGCUUCAUCCUGGACCUGAUGAACGGGGGCGACAUGCACUACCACCUCUCCCAGCACGGGGUGUUUUCUGAGAAGGAGAUGCGCUUUUACGCCAGCGAGAUCAUCCUGGGUCUCGAGCACAUGCAUAACCGCUUCGUCGUCUACAGAGACCUGAAGCCUGCAAACAUCCUUCUGGAUGAAUACGGGCAUGUGAGGAUAUCCGAUCUUGGCCUCGCCUGUGAUUUCUCCAAAAAGAAGCCUCACGCCAGCGUGGGCACCCAUGGGUACAUGGCUCCCGAGGUGUUACAGAAGGGCAUAUCUUACGACAGCAGCGCUGACUGGUUCUCCCUGGGCUGUAUGCUCUUCAAGCUCCUGCGGGGCCACAGCCCUUUCCGACAGCACAAAACCAAAGACAAGCAUGAGAUAGACCGCAUGACCCUAACCGUGAAUGUACAGCUUCCGGACGCCUUCUCCCCGGAGCUGAGGUCCCUCUUGGAGGGUUUGCUCCAGCGGGACGUGAGCCGGCGGCUGGGCUGCGGCGGAGGCGGGGCACAAGAGGUGAAGGAGCACAUCUUCUUCAAGGGCAUCGACUGGCAGCACGUGUACUUACGGAAGUACCCGCCACCGCUAAUCCCUCCUCGGGGAGAGGUCAACGCUGCCGACGCCUUUGAUAUCGGCUCAUUUGAUGAAGAGGACACCAAAGGCAUUAAGCUGCUGGACUGCGACCAGGACCUCUAUAAGAACUUCCCACUGGUGAUCUCUGAACGCUGGCAGCAGGAAGUGGUGGAGACCAUCUACGACGCCGUCAAUGCUGAUACGGAUAAAAUCGAGGCCAGGAAGAGGGCUAAAAAUAAGCAGCUUGGUCAGGAGGAAGAUUAUGCCCUGGGGAAGGACUGCAUCUUGCAUGGGUUCAUGCUGAAGCUGGGGAACCCCUUUCUCACACAAUGGCAGAGGCGCUACUUUUACCUGUUCCCCAACAGACUAGAGUGGAGAGGAGAAGGCGAGUCUCGGCAAAAUUUACUGACCAUGGAUCAGAUCCUGUCUGUGGAGGAGACCCAGAUUAAAGACAGAAAAUGCAUUUUAUUCAGAAUAAAAGGAGGGAAGCAGUUUGUCCUGCAGUGCGAGAGUGACCCCGAGUUUGCACAGUGGCUGAAGGAGCUGACCUGCACCUUCACGGAGGCCCAGAGGCUGCUACGCCGUGCCCCCAAGUUCCUCAACAAACCUCGCACCACCAUCCUGGAGUUCUCCAAGCCACCGCUGUGCCACAGAAAUAGCAGCGGCCUCUGAACCACGGAGCAGCAGGGCCUGCAGCAGGGGCCUCGGCUCUUCAGCCCAGGAGUGGAAAUGGAGCCACGGGGAGCCGUGUGGGGCUAAGACACAGCGGUUCUGAGCACAGGGCUGCUCCAGCCUGGGGAUGCCCACGACACUGAGGUGGCCCUGCAGGAGUUGGGACAUCCUCUGGGCUGGCCUAUCCGCAUUCGAAAUUACUGAAGAGGCAGAAGGCAUUUUUCCGUGCACCCACUUACCUUGGUAUCCAUGGCCUCAGAACGUGAAAUGACCCUUACCGCUCCAGCUGGCAUCGAGCGUACCCAGGGUGGGACCACAGUGUCUGGGGCUGCGGGUAGCCUGUCCUAGGCACUGAUGUAUCCGAGUGCCUGUCCGAAGUUUGGGGCUUGUGGCUCCAAAUCCUGGAGGAGGAGGCACAGUAGCCUCGGGUCUCUGUAGGUCAGGGAUAGCCUCCUGGCUGUCCCUAGGUGAUGAGGUAACACUGAACACCACGUGCACUGCCUUCCUCCGACGGCUCUGCUCUAGGGAUGCCAGUCCAAGAGCAGAGGUAGGAAUGUCCCCUUGGGGAAUUGCCAUGGCAUCCAUCAUGGCUACUUCUGGUCAGCACGACCAGAGGAGAUGCCCCAGGACUUC